GUCUGGAGGAGUGGCCAAAGGACCAUAAACCAGGGGCGAGGCGCUGUCAGAGUCUGAUCCUGAGAUCCGUGGACUUUGCACUGCACUUAACUGAAGGAAUUUGACCUCAAACAAAACAGAGUUUCACUAUGGGUGUGGAGAUGCUCUCUGUGUUUUUACUCAUGCAGACUCACUUUUGCUGGGGUCAGAACACACUGGUCGUUCCCUCUCAGCCAAUCAUAGCGCCCGUUGGUAGUGAUGUCACUCUGCCCUGUCAGUUGGACCCUGUUAAAGACCUCAGGGACAUGGUGGUGGAGUGGUCACGGCACGACCUGACGCCGCGCUACAUCCACAUCCGCCGGGACGGUCUGGACUUCCUCAUAGACCAGAACUCCCUGUACCUGGGCCGCACCUCUGUGUCCGAGAGCCGACUGCAGCAGGGGGACAUGUCCCUGAGUCUGACCCGAGUCAGGGCCAGUGACAGGGGCAAGUACAGAUGCUACAUCCCCCUGGUUAACGUCAAAGCAGAGGUCACUCUGAUGGUCGUGUCCGUGGCCCCUCCCUCGAUGAGCCUGAUCAAAGAGCGCUCGGGGUCUCCCGUGCUGAGGUGUGAGUCCAGGGGCUGGUACCCGGAGCCGGAGCUGGAGUGGCUGGACUCAGAGGGGACGGUUCUGCUCAGGACUGAGGCUCAGAGAGGAGCGAGCGAGGAGCUGUUCAGUGUGAGCAGCAGACUGAGUGUGGAGCAGAGGCUCGGCAACACGUUCACCUGCAGAGUGAGUCAACAGGAGAGCGGCCAGAGCAGAGAGGCCCAGCUCAGCAUCACAGAUGAAUUCCUGGAGGCCUGUCCCUCGUGCUCUGUGGCCUGGGUCCUCUUUAGUUUGCUGCUGUGUCUCGUUGCUGCUGCUGUUGCCUUUGCCGUGUGGAAGUUUCAAAUCAACAAAACCAAGACUAUGGAGAACAAACUUAAAGACUGUGAAGAAGGUGUGCCAAUGAUGAGGGAAAAAGAAGAUGAGAAAAUCCACAGAGGAGACGACAAACACAGAGGAGACGACAAACUGACUGAAUACAAGGAGCAAUUAGAGAAGAUUAAAGAAGAGCAGACGUCUGCUGCACAGUUGAGUGAGGAACUAACAGGAACAAAGAUGUUUCUAAUGAAACUAAAAGAAAAACUAAACCAAUGUAAGUAUCAACUCAGCACUGACAUGAAGGAGAAGGAGAAGACAAAGUAUGACUCUAAGAAAGAGGAGAAAAUUAAGAAAAUGCAGCAGCAAAUGGAGGAGUUUAAGAGCAUUAUUAAAGAUGUUGACACAGAAAUGUCUAAAAUUGAGAAGCUUCUUUCAAAAACCAGUGAGAAGAAAGGGAAGCUGGAUGAAGACGUCAGGCGUUUCACAAAACUGGUGCAACAACAGGAGGCAACAGAAAAGAAGAAACAGGAGGAGAAGAAACAGGAAACCAGGAAUGAGGCUCAUGAUGACACCAGUGGAGGAGAGAAUAUGAACCCCAGUCCUCAAAAACCAGUAAACCCUCAGGAGCAGACAGAGGAGCUGCAGGCACAGGGGACGGAACCGGAACAAACAGACACAAAUACAGAGCACUACUGAGAGAGAAGAAAAGUAAGUGGUACAGCAUACCAAACAAAAAAUGUAAAAAUCAAUAAUCCAUCAAAAUAACUAAGUUUAUUAUUGACUACACGCACACGCACACACACACAUUCAUAAUAGACAAGUGUCUUGCCUAAGGACACAACAUUCUGUCACUUCUGUCCCGCUGUGGCUCCUGGUAUCACACGUCGUCUCAUCCAAACACUGACCAGGCCCCUGUUUAUCUUCUGACGUCUGAGGAGAUCAGGUUUUGACAAAGAGGUUUGGUCAAGUCAAUAAACUUCAUUAUAAUUUACAAUAUAAAUAAUAUCUGAAUAAAACACUGAAAUACAGGUUUGAAGUCAGUGAUAAAUAUUUACAUUUGUCAGACUAAUUGUGCUGUUUUCAUCUCAGUGAAAAUGUGUCUGAAUGUGACAGUUCUGUUCAUCAGUGUUUUACUCUGUUUAUGUGGUGUCUAUGACUGUGACAUUAUCCUCAAAGUUUGAACUGAACACAAAAAUACAAACGUGACAGAGCGGAUGAAGAGAAGUAAUAUUUUUUGUAGGACAUGGCAAAUAAGCAACUUUUAUAUCUUAUUUUGUAACACUAAUCCAAGAAAUAUGACUAGUUUUAUACACUUAAGUUUGUGUUUGUUUACUGCUUGUUACUGUGGAUAAAGUUUAAUGGUUUGGUUCUUGUCAUUCCAUUCAACUAAACUAAACUUUUUAAAACGAAAAACUAUGAAUUAUUUUUUUUAUGUAUUUGAAAUGACUGUUUAACUGUGAAAAAAUGUGCAAUUGUGCCAUCUGUUGGUGUUGAAAAGUAACUACAUGUCUAAAUACUGGUGGAGCUCAUGAAUGCUAACCACUCUGCUACUGCCUGCUUUUGUUGAAUAAAACAACUGUGUGGCCCAAUC
Molecule: messenger RNA, 2475 nt
Organism: Periophthalmus magnuspinnatus
Lineage: Eukaryota; Metazoa; Chordata; Actinopteri; Gobiiformes; Gobiidae
Product: butyrophilin subfamily 2 member A1-like
Exons: 6
Coding region: 129-1580 (483 amino acids)
Source: RefSeq, a predicted model, not a curated record